Messenger RNA from Fusarium musae, 435 nucleotides. RefSeq lists its product as uncharacterized. The coding region runs from base 1 to 435 and encodes 144 amino acids. The transcript is spliced from 2 exons. Lineage: Eukaryota; Fungi; Ascomycota; Sordariomycetes; Hypocreales; Nectriaceae. The record is from RefSeq and is a predicted model, not a curated record.
AUGGCUUCAAAUGCACGCAAGGCGCUGCCACUGACGGUCGACGAUCUUACAAAGCAAUGGUUCACCCAGAUUCUCAAAAAGCCUGUCAAAGAUGUCAAAGUUAUUGAGAUAAUCCAUGGAACAGCUUCCAAGGUCUCAAUCAAUCCAACGUUCCAGAAUGAUACCGAUGACAGCGUCAGUAAUGUUUGCGUCAAAGGCGGAUUCAAUCCCGACAUUCGAGAACCUUUGCCUUUCCUCUACGCCAUUUACAGACUCGAAGCUGAGUUCUACUACUACCUUGCCCCAAAGCUCAAGAUCCCCCUUCCACCGGUAUUGUAUGCUGGUAUAGAUACUGUGAACGGCCAGGGCGUCGUUGUGAUGGCCGAUCUCAAAGCUCAGAGCUGCACAUUUGGUAACCCACUAGAGAGACAUGGACGGUUGAGAGGGCGAGAAUAA